Molecule: messenger RNA, 1843 nt
Organism: Andrographis paniculata
Lineage: Eukaryota; Viridiplantae; Streptophyta; Magnoliopsida; Lamiales; Acanthaceae
Product: protein JASON-like
Exons: 5
Coding region: 156-1697 (513 amino acids)
Biological process (GO): male meiosis II
Source: RefSeq, a predicted model, not a curated record
CAGAAGCUCUCCCUCUCUCUCUCUCUCUCUCUGCGGAAGGAAAUGGAAAUCCUUCACUGCGAUCUUCUCCUCUAAUCGUGUGAAUCGCUAGUUCUCUAUGCAAUUGAGAAUAGGGGAAGAGAUUCUCGCAGUGUUGUUGAGUUUUCUAGUUAACAAUGGGUUGUUUUCUUGGAUGUUUCGGUGGUGAGAAGGAGGGCAAGCGGCGCAAGAGGAGGGGUAAUAGGGCCAGUCCUCAGCGCCAGAGAAACAGAGUUGAGAAUGUGCAGCAGGAAAAUCCAUCUGCUGCAAAACAAUCUAUCGAAGAAAUAAAUCCUAACAACUUCUUGGAUUCAGAAUUGAGCUGUAUUGAAUUCGAAUAUAGGAAAAAGCUCGAGGCUGUGGAACAAUUGAGCCUCGCCCUUGGAAAAGGAACUAUAUUUAACUCAAAUAUCACGACACAUGAGCACGAUUCUCAGCCAGAGGCCGCUAUAAGCGCUGAUCAAGAAAAGCAGCACGAUUUGAAAACAUCGAGUCAACAACAUUCGCUAGCUGCAGAUGAAAAUUCGGUUACAUCCAGCGUAGCGUCGUAUCCUUCGAAUCUCAAGUAUAGGAAUGAUGAACCCAAAGAAUCGGAGCAACUUAGUCGAAGCCCUAAAAAGAGGGUUACAUUCAACUCAAAUGUCACAAUGUAUGAGCACGUUUCGGUUCUCGAGAGUGUCGAUCUUCAGAAGGAUGGUACUGCCCAGGAAGAUGAUAUCCUGAGCCAAACAGAUUCGAUAUAUGAAGACGACAACUCAGUUACAUCCAGUGUCGGGUCGUAUCCUCCGAAUCACCGUUAUCAUAACGCUAGAGACAGCGAUGAUGAAGGUGAAGUGUACGGGGAUAGCGACCUGGAUGACAUGGAUGAAGAUGAAGAGGCCGAAGAUUAUUACGACGAUGACUACAACGAGGAUGUUGACGAUAGAAUCGUCGCCCAAGAAACAUGGUCCGAACCGAAGUUAGCUCCAUCAAUGGAGUCGAGGACUGGAAAUGAUUCCCCGGAAGCCAUUAAUGAGGAAGUCGAGAGCCGAUUCGGCUCAAACACCAACGGUCGAGACCGGAGUAACUAUAUCAACUCAUUGCUCAACCCCGUCGAGAACGCUACACAAUGGAAAGCUGCAAAGUCGAGAGGGCGACAUCCAUUGAAGCCACAAAAGGAGAACUUGGCGGCGAUCAACUUUGAGCCACCUCGGAUAUCUUUCAGCUCCGAACCAACCUUCGCACCCAAGACAAGAUCCGAUCAACUAAGAGAAGCUAAUCAAGAAGUAGCAGUCGACGCAAGCCUUUCCAAUUGGUUACCUCCCCCCGAAACCACCCCCUCGAAGAACCCUAGUUUCCAUGGCCCCCAGUCCAUGUCUCAAGGGUAUUCCUCUCCAAGGAGCUUCGAAGAUCGACCAAUUUUAGGGGCAUUGACAGUCGAGGAGCUGAGGGAAAUGACGGCAGCUGCCUCGCCAAGAAAGUCUCCGAGCCGAAGCCCUGAGGAGACGCCAAUCAUAGGCACAGUUGGAACCUAUUGGAAUGACUCGGGCUCGACUAAGCGAGCUAAUUCAUACAAGGGCAUACCGAACACAACAAGCAAGUACAGAGAGGACAAGAGAGUUAACUGGCAUUCGACUCCAUUCGAGAAGCGAUUGGAUCGAGCUUUGAGUCGAGGUGGUGAAGCUUUUAAGGGUGUGUGAGGUUUGUUGUGCUAUUUCUUUGUUUGUUAUUGUUGUUGUUGUUUUUUAAGUCUUCUGUGUGUUUUGCAUGCAUAUUUAAUUGAUCUGUAAUAUGAUUCAAUACAUUGUGUGGAUUGUAUAAAUAAAGGGGAAAAGAUUUGUGUUGA